AUGGAGAAAAAAGUAACCAGAAUGAUCCCGGCGUGCCGAAAAUCAUCGCAGGCCAUAAUGAUGGUCCCUUUUCAGGUUUGUUUGUUUAUCAAGUCGAAGUUUCGUGUUCACCCGAACAAACCGGGCAACAAAGGAACCGGAUAUCUUCUGGCUGGGUCUUAUCGGUGCACCGUCGUGGCGUUUGAACGACGUCUCGCGGCCAAGGUCGCAGCAGUUCCCCGCGGGAUAAAACCCGAGCUGGUCAACUCGCGCCGCCCGCUGUUCCUACAUGACGUUUCACACCUCGGGCCGCCGAGGCCGGCGUGGGGGUCACGUCCCCUCACUGAGAAUUCGACCGGCAGUCUCGGUCGCGAUCGGUUCGUGACAAACCGAGAUACUUAUCGUGAUUGUUUUCCGAUCCGGACGCCCGCCGUAAGGACGAGUGGGAGCCUGGGAACGCGGCUC
Messenger RNA from Iphiclides podalirius (scarce swallowtail), 444 nucleotides. The record is from the annotation of a GenBank genome assembly. Lineage: Eukaryota; Metazoa; Arthropoda; Insecta; Lepidoptera; Papilionidae.